Chara braunii is the source of this 1319-nucleotide messenger RNA. The record is from the annotation of a GenBank genome assembly. NCBI's taxonomy places the organism in Eukaryota, Viridiplantae, Streptophyta, Charophyceae, Charales, Characeae.
UCAACGACUGUUGUUGAGAACCUCUACCCGAAUCGUGCAAUUGGGAGCAACGAUGGCGGGAGGAGGGUAUCGUGGACUUGGUCGGGAUAAAGAUCGUGACCGCUGCCAGGACUAUCGUCGGGACUUUGGACCAGAAGAUAAUCGGGAGAGAGUUAGGGACGGACGAGGCGAUCGGCAGGGGGAGUUUGAUCGUGGACCAUACUACGAGAGGAGCCAAGAUUAUCGACAGCAACCCAGGAGAUCAGCCCCCGUAUGCGGCGAACCUGGACAUUAUCGUAACCAAUGUCCAAGGCUCAUCGGGGAGGGUAGCUCGAGGACGGGGUUGAUUCGUGGACGAUCAUUGUCCCCCAACCGCCAGCAUCUAGUUCAAGGAAAGUGGUCCUUGUCGGAAGACCCGGUGGCGAAGCAGCAAUUGGAGGAGCUGGCCAGCUCGAUUGUUAGUAUGAAGGAGCUGUUUGACAAGGAGCAGGAAAAGAAGAUCGAGAAGGCGAGGCGUAAACAAGAGAAAAAGGAGAGAGAGGAACGGGACAAGGAGGAGCGCUUAGCCGCGAAGCGUCGUGAAGAAAAGAAAGAAGAAAAGCUUCGAAGGGAAGAGGCAGAUCGUGAGAGAUUUCGCAAGGAGAUGCGCAUGCAGAUCUCGAUGGACGUAGGCGGUCUCGGUGAGCACCUACAACGCACGAUCGAUCGAGCGAUCACGCACGCGAAGGGGAAAGGCAAAGCGGCGAAGACUCAUUCGGACGCCGAGUCGUACGAAUCGGAGAGCAGCGAUGUGGAGGCUCUGAGUAACCAAGCCGAGAGGUUGGUAAUCAGUGAAAAGAGGAAACGCGACCCCGAGAAAGCGGUGGGAGACAGCCCACCGAUGGAAACUCCGGCAAAACAAUCGGCGAAGCAAGGGGCGUUGAAUCCCGUACGACUCACCAAGCAUCUGCAGUUGAGCUGCCGCCGCCCACCGAUGAAGCGGGCUACCCCUCCCAGGAAGACUCCACAGCGAGGUGUGUGGAGGAACAAGAUCCCAGCAUCGGUUGGACCGAUGGGGAAACUGAGAUUCGUUACCGAGAAUUUGAAAGCACUGGGUAACAUGACGAUGGACCAGUUGAAGGAGGUUUGCCGACUGGAGGACGUCCAAUUUGAGACCAGGAAGAUGGAGACUAUCCUCGCUAUUGCCGAAAAGCGCACUCUAACAGCUUACGGCUCUGAACAUGAUGAGGAGGAGGAACAAGGAGCUGAGCAGGAGGAUCCAGCCGCCGAAGUAGUUACCAAGUCGGAUGCAGAAGAUGAAGACGAGUCUUGAAGUGUCAGGCAGCUAUGGCGAUUAUGUC